UCUGAGGCGACUCGCGACGACCUCUGGCUGCUAUUGGUUCCGAGAAAUAUCAAUCUCAACAACACGUAAUCCUAUUGGUUGAUACCCCUCUGGUAAGGUGGUGCUUGGACGUGUUCUUGUUGGCUACAUGCUAGGGGGCGUCACAUGGGAAAUAAUACUUCUACCUGACAGUUGAACUUUCUACACUCUCCUCACAUUUGGACCAUUCAAGCAGCAACAUGGCAAACAUCGGCAGGCUCUCCACCAAGGAUGCAGUGCUCUUUCUAUGUGACAUGCAAGAAAAGUUCAGACCCAACAUCUUCCAGUUCACCAACAUUGUCAGCAAUGCAGCCAGACUGCUCCAGGCAAGCCGUGUUCUGGGCAUUCCUCCCAUCUUGACAGAGCAGUACCCUAAAGGUUUGGGUCCCACAGUACCAGAGCUGGGAGCAGGAGACCUAACAGCUUAUUCUAAAACUUCAUUCACCAUGAUGAUAGAGGAGGUGGAGAAAGAGCUGCAGGCCCUUGGAAACCCCAAACAGGCUAUACUGUGUGGAAUAGAAGCACACGCUUGUAUUGCGUGCACAACUUUUGACCUGCUUGAAAAGGGAAUGGAGGUUCACAUUGUGGCUGAUGCCGUCUCAUCCCGAAGCCAGACAGACCGUUUGUUUGCCUUGUCCCGACUGAAGCAGAGCGGAGCUUACCUCACCACCACAGAGGCUGUUCUGCUGCAGCUGGUCCAAGACGCCAAACACCCCAACUUCAAGGAGAUCCAGAAGCUUUUGGCCCACCCGUCCCCUGACACCGGCCUCCUUGCCUUCUUCAGCGCUCUGUAGGGAGAUCAUCACCUGUCAUUCUGUUUCAUAAAAACUGUACAGGACUUUCACUGCUUCCAACAUACUGAUAAAUUGAUCCAAUAAAGCGAUGCUGCUACUUUGAAUUUG
This is a messenger RNA of Toxotes jaculatrix (banded archerfish), 920 nucleotides long. It is a transcript of the gene isoc2, whose product is annotated as isochorismatase domain containing 2. NCBI's taxonomy places the organism in Eukaryota, Metazoa, Chordata, Actinopteri, Toxotidae. Gene Ontology annotation, cellular component: cytoplasm. The transcript has 7 exons. The record is from RefSeq and is a predicted model, not a curated record. Bases 219 to 812 code for a protein of 197 amino acids.